Molecule: messenger RNA, 1482 nt
Organism: Periconia digitata
Lineage: Eukaryota; Fungi; Ascomycota; Dothideomycetes; Pleosporales; Periconiaceae
Source: the annotation of a GenBank genome assembly
AUGUUUACAAAGACCUUUUACGCUUCGACGCUUCUGACGGCAUUGGCUGUUGCCGCUCCUGCGCCCCAAGUGCCUGGAUACACUGAUGGCGAUUUCCCAUUGAGCGUUGAGCAACCAACUGGUGCACCCGCAUCAUCCUUUGGACUCGAUUCGCAGAUUCCGGCGGUUGCUACUUCCGCUCCGCCUGCUCCCCCUCGUAGGAGUUCAGAUGUUACUGGUGCUACCAGCCAUGGACCAUAUGAAGGAACUGCUACUACGACUGGAGCAGUUAUGGCAGAGACUACUUUGGCCGACACCAUUGCGCCUCUACCUCCGAAUCCGACUGCUACAUACUACAACACCAAUGGCCAGCUUCAAAAACCUGCCCCAAUCCCAUACACACCCAAUGGCGGACUUGGUACCAACGGAACUGAGCCUCGCUACAUGGUUAACAGCGACUUCGAUUACGAGUCGAUUCAGCUUGGUCUUUACCAAGAAUGGAUUGAGCUCGAUCUUUUCAACAACGGUCUUGCCGUCUUCUCUGAAGAGCAAUUUUUAGAAGCUGGUCUCACUGCUGAAGACCGCUCUUACAUCGCCUUCAUGGCCGACCAGGAAACUGGUCACGCUACUCUGUUGAGCAACAUGCUCGGCGAGACUGCUGCUCCUCAGUGCACUUACAACUACCCAUUCACCACUGUUCGCGAGUUCAUCGAUUUUAACCAAAAGCUCACCCGCUGGGGAGAGUCCGGUGUUUGGGGAUUCAUCAACCACCUCGACAGCCGUGAAGUUGGCCAAUUGCUCAGUCAGAGCAUCGCAACGGAGGCCAGGCAGCAAAUGUCAUUCAGGCAGAUGCUUGGCUUGCACCCAAUGCCUCUCUGGUUUGAGACUGGUAUUCCGCAAUCCUGGGCCUGGACUUAUCUUGCUCCUUAUAUCAGCUCUUGCCCCGAGAACACCACCCGUUUGAGCUGGCAAAACUUCCCUGCCCUGUUCGUCAACAACGCCGCAAACCCCAACCGUGUGUCGCCCAACGACACCACGCCUUUCGAAGUGACUGGUCUGCGCGUCGCUGACCCCAGCAACUCCACCCUUCCCCCCGAUGAGUCCUGUGUCAACGUGAACACCACCGGCUACAGCUGCGGGCCAGCCAUUGCCCGCAACCGAUCCGAGCCCCUCACAUUCCCCGGCAAGCAGGUCAACCUCACCUGGGAGAAUCCCGGCCGUCCCGUUGGACCCAACAACUCAUACGUCACUUCCACCAGCGCUGGCCAGCCCGCUUUCGUCGCCUGGGUCUCCCAGCUCAACCUCACCUACACUCCUCUUACCCUUACCGGCCAGAACCAGGGUUAUACUUACCAGCCCGCUGCUGAGGUCUACCAGGGUGAUCCAGCUGCGAACGACACCAUGUUCAUCGCUAUCACUGACCUCGACUUGUUUUUGACUCCUUUUAACUUGUCUAUGAUUAACCCUCAUGUGGUUUCUCUUGGCUUGUACCAGGCUGGUUAA